Molecule: messenger RNA, 2824 nt
Organism: Electrophorus electricus (electric eel)
Lineage: Eukaryota; Metazoa; Chordata; Actinopteri; Gymnotiformes; Gymnotidae
Gene: gins4
Product: GINS complex subunit 4 (Sld5 homolog)
Biological process (GO): double-strand break repair via break-induced replication; DNA-templated DNA replication
Cellular component (GO): GINS complex
Source: RefSeq, a predicted model, not a curated record
UCCAUCAGUCGCCAUUGUAAAUGUUGCAGAUAGCUGACUAGCUAGCUACGUUUGUGACGUUUAACGAAACAUUACGAAUUUAUUAUUAUUAUUAUUUUUUACAAUUCUUUUACUGGUUUUACGUGUAUACAGAGCAUCUAGCAUUUCGGGAAUGCCGUUGUUUGUUGACUCGGUCUUUGAGAGGCUUUAGCUAAGCGAGUCAUUGGAGGGUUAGUUAGCGUUAGCUAGUGAGCACAGACGGUAAAUAUCUAACUUAGCCGCUAGCGUUAGCUACGGGCUCUCCGCAGAGACGUCCACCGAGGCUUCAGCCACGCUUCUCCGGACGGAUCGCUUACCGUGAACGGUUCGCACAAUGGCAGAUGCGUUGUCGGACGCCGGUGAUCUUAGCGGAGGAGAAGGCAGCCAAGAUGAUGUUAUGACCCCGGCUGAGCUCAUCGCCAGGCUGGAGGAGGCAUGGCUUAACGAGAAAUUCUCACCGGAGCUUCUGGAGAGCAAGUCCGAGUUGGUGGAGUGUGUGAUGGAGCAACUCACACACAUGGAGGAGAACCUGCAGCGGGUCAGGAAAGGAGACCUGAAGGCCAGCGUCCACCACAUGGAGAUCGGCCGCAUCCGCUAUGUCCUGAGCAGCUACCUCCGCUCUCGGCUGCAGAAGAUCGAGAAGUUUUUCCCUCACGUCUUGGAGAAGGAGAAGUCUCGGGCCGACGGCGACCCCUCGUUUCUCUCCCCCGAGGAGUUUGCGUUUGCUAAAGAGUAUCUGGCCAAUACAGAAGUCUACCUGAAAGCUGUGGCACUGAGACACAUGCCUCCCAAUCUGCAGAGUAUUGACAUGCUGAAAGCUAUUCCAGAGCCCUGUCUGGACUCGUUUGUUUUUCUGCGAGUGAAGGAGAGGCAGGAGAAAAUACUGGUGGAGCCAGAGACUGAUGAACAGAGGGAGUAUGUAGUCGACCUGGAAGAGGGCUCCCAGCACUUGAUGCGAUACCGCACUAUAGCACCUUUAGUGGCCAAUGGUGCAGUGCAGCUUAUCUAGUUGGGCACAACUAAUUGGAGUCAAAUGGACAGCCUGCCAAGGUGCUGCUACAGUCACUGCUGACGACGACGAUGAUGUCUACCAUCCUUGCUUUCCUUGUGACUUGUUGGAUUCUGCAGACCACUACACUGGUGGUUACCCUACCAGUGCUACCCUGGACCAGAACAGGCCUUGCUUCAACAGCUACUCUUAAUGCCAGUUUAAUGUUCACUAAUACAGUUGUUGUGGAAACGGACUAGCUCAUAACUAGCCCAUAACUGGAUGUUUUGUGGACAAGGCUGCACCCUGAAAUAUAAAACAUUAGGAAUAGCUCGCGUGCAAUCUCUAAAGCCUGACUGCAAGGUCUGUGUGAGGGUUUUGUUUUUUUUGUUUUUUCUUACAUUGUGAAGGAUUUUAUCUUAUGAAUUUAUUUUUGAAACUGCCCUUAUUAAAAAUAGUUCUCUGAAUGAGAAGUCGAGCUCACAACUGGCUUUAUGAGUAACUGACGUGAGUGUAUAAGGUCAGAACCGGUCGUUUCAUGUUGUUGGUUUUGCAGUCAUUUUACAGUCUAAUUUUGGACAAUGUAAAGGUGGUUUUGGCAGUCCAGAGUUGGUUCCUCUUACUGUAGGUGCUAAAUGCAUGGCAGGUAGGGAUCUCCCCCUGCUCUGACCUAGAGAUCUGAUUCGUGAGUGGUGAACAUCCAUCGGUGUGUGCGCUCCUCGGAUUGCCCAGGAUUGAACAGGCAGUGCUAAGUUAAAACGCUCUGCUGAUGUCGUGGAUGCGGAGUAAUGACUGAACUGUGGCGUUCACUUUUACUUGGACCAAUCCAAACUUUUUUUUUUUUUUUUUCGUUAAAAGGAAAGGAUUUUCUCAGUGACACAAAUCAACGGACACUGCUAAACUGUAUGAUGAAACACAUGCAGUAGUUUGUCUUUUGGCUGUGUGUUUGAGCAUUGACAUUUGCAUUCAGUAUCUCCAUUAGGCCUGUACAGUUUCAGGAAACUCCUGAAAUUUGACUGGCAAAAACAACCAAAAAGAAAAGUUGCAUAUUUCUGUUAUUGGAACCUUUCUGCAAAAAAGUGAUCAAUUUUAAACUGCUCCUUAUUUACAACUGCUCAUUAAAUGGUCUGUUCCUUAUAUGUAGGAAUUUAGGAUAUUACCAGGCUUUGGUAAUAUGGUUUCAACAUGUUGCUGCAUGCAAAGCAUGCCUGGAUUAAGUGUGCAUUGCCCAAUCCUGGCUUUCUGAUGUGAGUACAGUUACUGGGUUUUUGUUAAGGUCAUUGCCUGGCCAAGCCAACUUCUUUACUGACCUGCUUAGAUGGCGGUAGAUGCAAGUGUCUGAAAUCUGCUAAUUUCUGAUGGUCCUGUCUACUGAACUUGCAAAAUGAGGCUUCUCCAUAAACAAGUGUUUUAUGUAAACAUUCAUAUUUAUUAGGCAACUGCUUUCAAUGCCUUGCGAGUAGUAAAAUCAUAAAAUUCAUCCUUCCUUUUUAUUCUUGGAUGUAACUUAAGUAAUUUGUUGGGGGUUUUUUUAAUGGAUGAAGUGAGUAUAGGUAGUUACUCAUGAGCUAACAUUUAUUAUUUAUUAAGUGAUCGUGGGCCAUUUAAGUCACCAACUUUCCCUAUCUGAUUUCAUCCCCGCUUUGUAAUCACACAUGCACUCAUGGUCACUCAUGCUCUUUCAUGUAUUGCGCUUUUAUAAUUGUAUUUCUUUUUAGUUUUCCUUCCAAUCUAGACCAUAUGAACCUAGAGGUAAAGCAAUCUAAAAGUUCUAAAACAAAGAUUUUAAUAUUAAGAUUCUUAGGGCAAUAAACAACA